GUUGUAAAAUCGGAGGACCUGUCGUCACUGGUGGAGGUUAUUACAAAGUCCAUCAGUCAAGCCUUAGUAGCCGCUGUCCAACAGAACGCUGCGAUGGCUCCUGCGACGUCCAACAGACCUGCCCCCCUGAAUUAUAACUGCAUCUACUGUGGGGAGCACGAACAUUCGAUCAGGAGAUGUCCCAAGGUCGAGGAGGAUAUUAGGGCCGGUCGGUGCAAGCGGAACGCGGAGGGACAAGUGGUCCUGCCAGGCGGAGCGAUGGUCUCGAGGUCCGUACCAGGAGCGACGAUGAGGGACCGCAUUUUAGAAUGGCAUCGCCAGAACCCCGGGCAGACAAGCGUCCAUUUAUUGGACACAAUGCUAUGGGAGGAGGUGCAAGCGUCGGCGGCACCACAGACCACAGAUAUGUUCCAUUUGGACCAGCGGGAGCGAAUUGAGGCCUUGGAGCGGGAAUUAUUUGCGUUGAGAGGGAAAGGGAAGCAGGUGUUUGACGGAGUCUACGUUCCUCCUCCGAAUAGGUCUUCCAACCCCUCCAAGGAGUCCGGAGUUGGUCCGACAGGUCCCGCACCCUCUAGAGCCAAGCGUCAACCGGUACGAGAACAGCCAGUGGCCGAAGCAGUGCGGCCGGCAAUAAAUCGAGAGUCCCCACCUCACAUGUCAGAGGGACCAAUCCAUCCAUUCGCCGGUGCAAAGGACGUCAACAGGCCUAGGCAGGCAAUUCCCCGGAGUGUCGAGAAAGGCUCGGCUCAAGCAGCAGACGCGUCACAAGCCAAGGAGCCAGCCUACCGCACCCAGGCCCCUGUUUAUAAUCCUCGCAUCUCGGAUCUGGUGUUCGAGCGAUCGCUCAAGACU
Messenger RNA from Gloeophyllum trabeum ATCC 11539, 852 nucleotides. RefSeq lists its product as uncharacterized. The record is from RefSeq and is a predicted model, not a curated record. Gene Ontology annotation, molecular function: zinc ion binding; nucleic acid binding. The transcript has a single exon. Lineage: Eukaryota; Fungi; Basidiomycota; Agaricomycetes; Gloeophyllales; Gloeophyllaceae. The annotation marks the transcript as partial.